AACACAUCCGUUUGUCACAGAGCCUGCACAGACACCAUGAGCUCUGCCACUGAACCCCAGGAGCGUGGCACAGGGGCUGUCAGGAUGCGCUCCUGUGUUUGUGCUCGAGCCUGAACACACCUGGGGAUCCUUACAGAUCAAGAGGAUAAUGCACAGAGUGCUCCUGGGCACAGACAUGCCAAGGAUCCAAUGACCAGACUCGCUCAAUGGGCUUGGAGAAGUUGUUUAUUGAUGGAAAAAUAUAACCAGGAUCUGAAAAGAAUACCUCACCAGGUUAGUUUGGAGGAGUUUUCUUCUACCCUGCCUUUGCCAUUGAAUUGUCAGUAUGUUUUGAAAGCUUAAACACCAUUCAUUUAAAAUCAAAGCUACACACCUAAGAAAAAUAAGACCCCAAAUGAGGAAUGGUGUUUGCCUGAAACUGCCUUUUUUUUUCCUUCCCACCUUUUUGCUUAGAAUAAUGGAAAUGUUGAAUGUGAGUGCAGGGCAGGUCUCUAGUUUUGUGGCUGGGAGGACGAGUUGUGGGGGCAGCUGUCCCCUCCCCUCCAGCUGCGGGGCUGGAGGAUGUACAUAAAACACUGCCAUUACAGUGGGGUUCAUUUAACGGUCUCUGCAAUUUCUGGCACAGGGUGCCCAGAGAAGCUGUGGCUGCCCCAUCCCUGGCAGUGUCCAAGGCCAGGUUGGACACCAGGGCUUGGAGCAAGCUGCUCUAGUGGAAGGGGUCCCUGCCCGUGGCAGGGGUUGGAGCUGGAGGAGCUUUAAGGUCCCUUCAACCCAAACCAGGCUGGGAUUGUGUGAUUCUGUCAGCUGGGGUUUCCUCCCCUGCAGAGCACAGGAUGUGCCGUGCUCUUGGAUCAGCCCCAAGUCAGUGCUGAGAUGGGAGUAGACUUCAGGAUCCUUCCUGCUCCCACCACAUCCUCUCCUGAGUCUCAGCCUCGAAGACCUGCACUGAUGGUGGCAAUCAAAGCAGUGAGAGCAGAUCUCCCUCGUUGCAUUACGUCUUUGUGAGCCCUGCGCAGCGCUGCAGGAUACAGGAUCUGAUGAUCUCCAUUCCUAGCAGGGCGUGUACCUCUGCCCUCAAAGGGUAAAAGCUGGUGUAAGUGUUGUCAAAUAAUGAGUCACCCCUGCUGGAUGUUGGACAGCGUGGCAGGCACUGGGACUGCUGGGACGCUGCAUCUGCAGCCCUUACCAGAAGAGAAAUCAGGAAAUAACACGGGAGCUCUUUCUGGGAGCAUGCCCUUGAAAAUAGAGCUUUGAUGCUCCCUAUGACAGCAAAUUUAUGCUCCAGGAAUCCAGGAGUCCGGCUACAGGUGACAUCGUUGUCCCCAAGCCCUGCAUGGACACUGCUGGGAGGUGGCAGCAGGAGAAGACAGGGAGUCCCUGAUGUGCUGACGGCCGACCAUGUCUGGGAAGCAUUGGCUCCCAGGGACACAGUGUGUCACCAAGCAUAACCACACCAAGCCCAAGCCCCAGGAGCUGGCCUUCCACAAGGGCGAUGUGGUCACCAUCAUUGAGGCUGUGGAGGGCAAAGGCUGGUACCGCGCCAGACACAAUGAGACGGGGCAGGAGGGGCUGAUGGCAGCCAGUGCGCUGCGGCAACGGGGCCCCAUCCGCACCGACCCCAAGCUCAGCCUCAUGCCUUGGUUCCAUGGGAAGAUCUCGGGGGUGGAGGCAGUGCAGGAGCUGCAGCCCCCUGAGGAUGGGCUGUUCCUGGUGCGCGAGUCUGUGCGGCACCCAGGGGACUACGUGCUGUGCGUGAGCUUUGGCAGGGAGGUGAUCCACUACCGCGUGGUGCACGAGGAGAACACACUCAGCAUCGACAGCCAGCAGUGCUUCUCCAACCUCAUCGACAUGAUCGAGUACUACAUGAAGGAGCAGGGAGCCAUCUGCACCAAGCUGGUGAAGCCCAAGGCAAAAAGCGGGAUGAAGUCAGCCGAGGAGGAGUUGGCCAAAGCUGGCUGGCUGCUGAGCCUGCAGCAUCUCACGCUGGGAGACCGCAUCGGGCAAGGCGAGUUUGGAGAUGUGCUGCAGGGUGAGUACAUGGGGCAGAAGGUGGCUGUGAAGAACAUCAAAUGUGAUGUGACCGCCCAGGCCUUCCUCACUGAAACUGCUGCCAUGACGAAGGUCCGGCACAAAAACCUGGUGUGUUUGCUUGGUGUCGUCCUGCACAACGGCCUCUACAUCGUGAUGGAAUUCAUGAGCAAGGGCAACCUGGUGAACUUCUUGCGCACACGGGGCCGGGCGCUUGUCCCAGCCGAGCAGCUCCUCCUCUUUGCUCUGGACGUGGCUCAGGGCAUGGACUACCUGGAGUCCAAGAAGCUGGUGCACAGGGACCUGGCUGCCCGCAACAUCCUCAUCUCUGAGGAGAGCGUGGCCAAAGUGAGCGAUUUUGGCUUGGCCAGGGUCAAUCCUAAGGGUGCAGAUACCACUUUGCUGCCUGUCAAGUGGACGGCCCCAGAGGCCCUGAAACACAAUAAAUUCUCCUCCAAGUCAGACGUGUGGAGCUACGGAGUCCUCCUGUGGGAAACCUUCUCUUUCGGCCGCGCGCCCUACCCCAAGCUGAGCCUGAAGGAGGUGACGGAGCUUCUGGAGCAGGGGUACCGCAUGGAGCCCCCUGAGGGCUGCCCCCACACCGUCUAUGCCCUGAUGAAGAGCUGCUGGGCGCUGGAGCCGGGCAAGCGGCCGUCCUUCAAGAAGCUCACUGAGAAGCUGCAGAAGGAGCUGAAGCACCUGAGGGAUGUUUAACCCCUGUCUCCUCCCAGGACCUGUGGCCAGAAGCCCCCUGGACCCACCAGGGUUGGGACUAUCAUCACAACAUACAUCCCAUGGGGUGUGGGUCCCUUCGAGCUGCCCAUCCCCGUGACAGGGACAGGACGGAACAUCUCCACCCACUGGAGGAUGGAACCUGAACCCUGAGGCAGCCCCGCUCCAGCCACCGCCUGCAGCAGCUGAACCACAUGGAUCUGGGCUUUUUUGAUUAAACCAAAGGAAUUAAUUCAA
Messenger RNA from Pezoporus occidentalis (night parrot), 2997 nucleotides. RefSeq names its product megakaryocyte-associated tyrosine kinase (gene MATK). The coding region runs from base 1399 to 2742 and encodes 447 amino acids. Gene Ontology annotation, biological process: protein phosphorylation. The transcript is spliced from 13 exons. NCBI's taxonomy places the organism in Eukaryota, Metazoa, Chordata, Aves, Psittaciformes, Psittacidae. The record is from RefSeq and is a predicted model, not a curated record. Gene Ontology annotation, molecular function: non-membrane spanning protein tyrosine kinase activity; protein binding; ATP binding.